AUGACAGGACACGGACAGCGCGAUGAUGGGAAAAGAGACACCGUGCUGUCUACGGGUCCCCCCACCCCCAAGCCCCUCCAAGCCCAUCCCCAAGCCCCCUCCCCCGCCCCCCAAAUCUACAAACGGACCGCGAACAAGGCCAAGGCCAAGGCCAGGAAGAAGAAGAAGAAGACGAAGACGAAGACGAAGACGAAGAAGAAGAAGAAGAAGAAGAAGAAGAAGAAGAAGAAGAAGAAGAAGACGAAGACGAAGACGAAGAAGAAGAAGAAGAAGACGAAGACGAAGACGAAGAAGAAGAAGAAGCGAGAUCAAUCCCCCAAAACAACCCCCCCAUUUCAAACAGACAAGACAAAGGAAAACCGGAUAAAUAACUGCCUUUAG
Plenodomus lingam JN3 is the source of this 381-nucleotide messenger RNA. The record is from RefSeq and is a predicted model, not a curated record. Lineage: Eukaryota; Fungi; Ascomycota; Dothideomycetes; Pleosporales; Leptosphaeriaceae.